Molecule: messenger RNA, 3440 nt
Organism: Styela clava
Lineage: Eukaryota; Metazoa; Chordata; Ascidiacea; Stolidobranchia; Styelidae
Product: RNA-binding motif protein, X-linked 2-like
Biological process (GO): mRNA splicing, via spliceosome
Cellular component (GO): catalytic step 2 spliceosome; precatalytic spliceosome; U2 snRNP
Molecular function (GO): RNA binding
Source: RefSeq, a predicted model, not a curated record
CCUGAUUGGCAGGGCGCUAGGCAGAGAUGCAAAAUAAGGCAAUAACGUUGAGCUAGGUUUUCAAGCAAAAUUUACCAAUAUUGAUGAUUAAAUAAUGGGAAAAUAUAUUUAAUUAGGUAGUCUUUUAAAGUUUGAUAUUGCUAUCAUUCAGCUUUUUUCCAUUGUUUGUUAUAUGGCUAAAUUGAAUAUUUCUGGUUGUGAUAUGAAAGGGAAGUUAUGAGUGCAAUAGAAAUUAUUUAAAGUGUUAAUAAUUUUGGGUACUUACUUGGGUUAAUACGGCCGUAAAUAUAAUUUCCUUAAUUGCACAUUUUUUCUUAUUGCGUCUUGCUUCAUUCACAAAUUAUAUUGUUUUAUGAUAUGACUUCAACAAUCAAAUUUCUCUCUGUGUACCAACUCUAUUAGAGCCAUGUGUAUGAUCACAAAGAUGCUGAAUGUGACUUACCGGUAAUUAAGUUCAAAUAUAUCAAAAUCUCAUUUAACAAAAACUUUUCUGAAGCGAAAAAUCGCUUUUCUCUUCAACUACUUGACCAAUUGCUUUGAAAUUUUCAGUGGUUAAUGAUUGUUGUUGUAGCUAGAAGGCUAUUACUUUAAUUCAUUCUGAAAGUUUCUGUGGGCUGUUUGGAUUCGUUUUUUCCGGGGUUGAUGACAUCAUCAAAAUUAAAAACUUGCGCACGUUGCCGCAUUUACUAUCGCUGCGAUAUGGUAGUCAGUUGCAGUGGGUGAGACCACAAUAUCGUAUCGGUACUGUGAAAGAUUAGAUAGUCAUACUACUUCGCUUUGGCCUUUGUGUCCAUAUAUUUGAGCAUUGCCUUUUGUGAAAUUGAUUUUUUUUUAAUAAUAUGACAAGUGCUACAUAUUUCCUUUGAAAAUCAAUAUUCCUGAUUCCAUUGCAUUUAUUCCAUAAUAAAGUCCAUUUAUCAUUCAAUCCUGUUUGUUGUUAUAUAAUCUUAUUUAAGCUUCUUAUCAUAGAUUAUGAAUAUUUUAACAAAGAUAAGACUCCUAAAUGAUUUGAAUGAUCGUGAACUAAGACUUGGUAUAACCGGGACGAAAGCAUCAUGGCAUGAACAAUACAAAGACAGCGCUUGGAUCUAUACGGGUGGAUUACCAUUUGAACUAUCUGAAGGUGAUGUUAUAUGUGUAUUUUCACAGUAUGGUGAAAUUGUAAAUAUUAAUAUGAUACGAGAUAAAAAGACUGGAAAAUCAAAAGGAUUUGCUUUCUUAUGUUACCAGGAUCAAAGAAGUACUAUCUUAGCUGUCGACAAUUUGAAUGGUGCAAAAAUUAAGGGAAGACAAAUUAAAGUGGAUCAUGUACUCAAUUAUAAACCCCCGAAAGAUGACGAUGACGUGGAUGAAUUGACUCGUCAAAUGAGAGAGGAGGGUGUUGCUCCAAAGGUACAUUAUCCUGAUAUACCAUCACCGCAAGAGAGAAAGAAACCCCCACAAUAUGAAGAGAAGCCCAGAGCAGAAGUAAAGAAAAUGCCUCUAAUUCCCAUAAAAAGAGAGAAAUUAGACAUUUCUGAUGAUGAUGAUAAACAACAUCAACACAAAACUAAGAAAAGAAAAAAGAUGCAAAAGCAAAGGAAUAUAAACAUAAAGAAUUGAAAUUUUUAAAGAAAAAACCAAAACAUAAAAAAUCAAGCAAGUCUGACUCACCAUGAUAAAAAUUGAACGAAAAUUCAUUCAAAGGUAUUUUUGCAUUGGAGGAGCCUGAGCCAGGCAAUAGUUUAAGUCCGUAAUGAAGACUGGAUAAAGACUUAUUCAACCAUGUUUUAGUGACAUUUAAUUAACAUACUAGCGUUUUAUCCAUUCAUGAGAGUACAUAUGUUAAUAACACUACCAUGAUAUGAUAAAAUUUUUGUGGUAUAUGAAUAUCUCACGCUCGUAAUUUGGUAAUGAAUUAAUAUAGAAAGAUUAAUAUAUUAUCAUUUGGAGACUUUUACUAUUUGACAUAAACGAGAUAUGUAGAUUGCAUUGUACUAUUGUUGGGACAAAAAAAGAUGGUUAUGGUUUUGAGAGGGCAUUACUUUCAUUUGUUUGCAAAUUUUCUCUGGCCACUGUUCAGUAUCUUUGGCCCAUGUGUGUUUUUCAAAAAGUGAUCUUACUGAGUGUGGCUCAAAAGGUAUAUUACCAUAUCAGUACCACCUUUGUGUCUAUAUAUAUUUGAGCAUUCGUCUCAUGGACAAAAUAAUAAUAUGUGCACAACGCCACCCUGCAAUCAGAGUUGUGACUCAUUUAAUGGGUCACAACUCUGUAAUUGGCUAAAAUAAAUCGAAGUGACUGGCAUAUGUCAUCAACCAAUUCUUGAUUUCAAGUAUAAUUUGGAAUAGUUUUACUUGAAAAAUUAUAAUUGAGGUCUCGGAAAGAAUAAAAAAGGAAAAACCACCCAAAAUCCUGUUUAUCUUCAAAUACAAACACAGACCAACCUUUAUGUGUUGACGCAAUUCAGAACAUAUUUGAUAACAUGUAUUCUGAAUAGUACAAUAUUUGUUUUUGGCGAUCUGGCUAGAGUAAUGAUAAUUGUACUAAUGGUGUAUAAUAAUAAAAAUAUACUAUGAAUUGAUUUUAUGAUAAUAUAUUCAUUAUGUAUUUACCGUAGUUCUGAAGCCUUGCUGGGAAUUCAUCUCAGCAUGGAGACCACAAUUUUCAUAGAAUUUGAAUAUUAACAUAGGGAACAACAAAAACAUGUUUACGCAUUUCUCAAUUCGAUUCAGAUUUACAUCUUCCCACUUACCGGUAUAUAAAUCUUGGCUUUAGGAUUGACAGUUCUGUUCUCAUGUCACCUAUUUGAUUAAAUUAUUUCUACAGUAUUUAAUUACUGUCAUGGUUUCCAAUUAUUAAUUAAUACUAAACCAUGCUUGAUCAAAGAGUAAUGAUGGGCAUUAUGGCUGGAUUUGCAUGUUUCUCAACUUAUAUUGCAUUACGUCCUCUCAUUACUGAGGGAAAAGUUUUAAAAAAGAUCCAGAAGUUGGAAGAAGCCGGUCAACUUGAUGAAGCUAGAAAGCUCGCAGCAUCAACUAACUUUAAAGCAUACAGGGUUGUUAUCAAGGACGAAGAAGGCAAAGAAUCGUGUAGUGAAUGAUAUUUUUGAUAAAGGCACUAGUUAUUUGAGAAAGUUGUCGUUCGUUUCUCUUACAAAAGAUUUAAAAGUUGGACAGUGCGUAUUGAUAUCAAGAAAAUGUAUCUACAGUGGAUAUGUGUGUAUAAUUGCCAUGUGUUAAAAUGCGGCUUCUAUCUGGCACUAUCAUCAAAUCGGAUACAUCUGAAGUCAAAAACAUGUUACCGGCACAAACCACACAAUGCAGGAAUGCUUGCCCAGACGUCGCUAUUCAAACCACAAAACGUGAGAUCAUGGCAUCGUUCCGCUGUUCAUUCAACGAUAUCUAGACAUAUUCCGGUAUAGAUUUAUAUUUUAUUUUGUGAAUAAAUGUUAUUUUUACUCC